AUGAAAGAAGCUCAAGGCUCAACUCGCCAUCUCUGCAAGCUUGUGGAGGAAUUGCUGCAAAGCAACCAGGAUCUGGCCAAUCGUAUCAGAGGCCUUGAGCGAGAGGGCUCUAUCAUUGCAGAAUCUAGGAUGGACAAUGUCUCUACUCUUCGACAGACACGAGGAUCAAUGUCUCUUUCCUUCAUCGAUACCCAGGCAUCCGCCAUCGAAUUCACAUUCGAUCACGAUCUCCAGGCAUCUCGAGUGUACAACCGCGCCAUAGGUCGACAAUCUAUGUCGUCUCUCACAAGCACUGCCUUGUACACGACUGCGCUGUCUCUUUUCUCUAACCUGAGUCUAUCUCAAGUGUCCAACAUCUCUCUCUACGCCUUGCCUGUUUACUCUAAUGAUCUGAGUAACAGUGAGUGCUAUAUCUUUGGCAAGGAAGGCACUCUGGUAAAGUCUGAUAGCUCUCAGGCUCCGAAACCUUCCCCCUCACAGCAAAGGGCACAAGAUAUGCCAGAUAAUAUCUUUCCGCCACUAAACAAAGCUCAGAUACCUUCACGGCUACUAGGACGCUUUGCGAGAAGACGUAAGACUCCACUGGUGAGCGCACCAGAGAAUCCUUACCAUGUUACUCAUGUUGGAUAUGACGACUCGACAGAGCAGUUUACUGUAGGUUAG
Messenger RNA from Fusarium tjaetaba, 663 nucleotides. RefSeq names its product adenosine deaminase family. NCBI's taxonomy places the organism in Eukaryota, Fungi, Ascomycota, Sordariomycetes, Hypocreales, Nectriaceae. The coding region runs from base 1 to 663 and encodes 220 amino acids. The record is from RefSeq and is a predicted model, not a curated record. The transcript has a single exon.